This is a messenger RNA of Cinclus cinclus, 384 nucleotides long. RefSeq names its product dynein light chain Tctex-type 2B (gene DYNLT2B). Gene Ontology annotation, cellular component: cytoplasm; cytoplasmic dynein complex. The transcript is spliced from 5 exons. NCBI's taxonomy places the organism in Eukaryota, Metazoa, Chordata, Aves, Passeriformes, Cinclidae. The record is from RefSeq and is a predicted model, not a curated record. Gene Ontology annotation, molecular function: dynein intermediate chain binding. Bases 1 to 384 code for a protein of 127 amino acids. Gene Ontology annotation, biological process: microtubule-based movement.
AUGGGCGAGCUGGGCCCGGACGAAGGGGCCGGGAACACGUAUAGCCUGCGGCCCGGCCUCCAGCACCGGUUUAAGUCAUCCGCAGUAAAAGAAUGCAUCCAUGUGAUACUGAAGGAGAAGCUCACCAACGUACAGUACAUCCCAGAAGAAAUUCCUGAGCUUACAAAAUCUUUAUCAGAGACAAUAAAAGACAGACUGAAAGAGGAGGGAUUUGACAGGUACAAGAUGGUGGUGCAAGUUGUCAUUGGAGAGCAGAGAGGAGAAGGAGUGAAUAUGGCUGCACGAUGUUUCUGGGAUGCUGACACUGACAGCUGCGCUCACGACGUGUUCAUUAAUGACAGCCUGUUUUGCGUGGUGGCUGCAUUUGGCUGCUUCUACUAUUGA